GAGAGAUGGGUGACUGGAGCUUCCUGGGGAACAUCUUGGAGGAGGUGAAUGAGCACUCCACCGUCAUCGGCAGAGUCUGGCUCACCGUGCUGUUCAUCUUCAGGAUCCUCAUCCUUGGCACGGCCGCAGAGUUCGUAUGGGGCGAUGAGCAGUCCGACUUCGUGUGCAACACCCAGCAGCCGGGCUGUGAGAACGUCUGCUACGACGAGGCCUUUCCCAUCUCCCACAUCCGCCUCUGGGUGCUGCAGAUCAUCUUCGUCUCCACUCCCUCCCUGGUGUACGUGGGCCACGCCAUGCACCACAUCCGCAUGGAGGAGAAGCGGAAGGAGCGAGAGGCAGAGGAGCUGUGCCAGCAGCCCGGGGCCAACAGCGGCGAGAAGGGGCCCCUCGCCCCAGACCAGGGCAGCAUCAAGAAGAGCAGCAGCAGCACUCGAAGUGCCAAAAAGUUCCGACUGGAGGGCACCCUGCUGAGGACCUACAUCUGCCACAUCAUCUUCAAGACCCUGUUUGAGGUGGGCUUCAUCGUGGGCCACUACUUCCUGUACGGUUACCGGAUCCUGCCCCUCUAUCAAUGCAGCCGGUGGCCCUGCCCCAAUAUGGUGGACUGCUUCGUGUCCCGGCCCACUGAGAAAACCAUCUUCAUUCUGUUCAUGUUGUCUGUGGCCUCCGUGUCCCUCUUCCUCAAUAUUAUAGAGAUGAGCCACCUGGGCCUGAAGAGGAUGCGGUCGGCCUUCAAGAGGCCUGUAGAGCAGCCACUGGGGGAGAUUCCUGAGAAAUCCCUUCACUCCAUCGCUGUCUCCUCCAUCCAGAAAGCCAAGGGUUACCAGCUCCUGGAAGAAGAGAAAAUCGUGUCCCACUAUUUCCCUUUGACUGAGGUUGGGAUGGUGGAGACCAGCCCCCUAUCUGCCAAGCCUUUCAGUCAGUUUGAGGAGAAAAUUGGCACAGGACCCCUGGGCGACUUGUCCCAGGUUUACCAGGAGACUCUGCCCUCCUACGCUCAGGUGGGAGCACAGGAAGUGGAGGGGGAGGAGCAGCCUGUUGAGGAGGUGGCAGAAUCAGAGGUGGGUGAGAAGAGGGAGGAAGCAGAGAGGGUGACCACAGAAGGUCAGGAGGCAAUACUGGAGGGAGAGAAAGGAGAGACCCCUGGGGUGGGGAAGGAGGGCGAGAAAGAAGAGCUGCAGGCAGAGAAGGUAUCAAAGCAAGGGCUGCGGGGUGAGAAAGGGCUGCUGAGAAGGCGCCUUCUCUAUGUGCAGAGCUGACCACUGAUGAUACCAGACCCCUGAGUAGGCUGAGCAAAGCCAGUAGCCGUGCCAGGUCAGAUGAUCUAACUGUAUGAAGUGGUGCCA
This is a messenger RNA of Orycteropus afer afer, 1346 nucleotides long. NCBI's taxonomy places the organism in Eukaryota, Metazoa, Chordata, Mammalia, Tubulidentata, Orycteropodidae. The record is from RefSeq and is a predicted model, not a curated record.